AAUCUCAUUAGAUAACACGCCAGAAUCGAAUCAACCGGUAGUUCUACAAUACUUCUAAGUAAAAAAAAAAAACCGAAUACUUGUCAUUUGUCAGUAUAAAACGCACGUGACGUUUAACACCGUAAAUAAUAUUCAUUAUAACAUCAUUGUUGAGCCAAUUGGUGGACAAGUCUACACAUUCAUAUUACAAUACACCCACCAUAAAAAUUACAAAUUCUAGUUGUGAUGUGACUUUGGACUCGUAGUAAUCUUAAAAUUUCGGCUGAAGUCGAGUAUACGUGUAACUUGGAUCCUGAUGAUAACGACGGUACUUAAGUGAAAGUGACUUUUAAUGGAUAAAUAGAAUUUCUGUUGACUAAAUUAGUGACUAUACUAAACGAUAUGGCAUCGUUUCUAAAAUGGUACAGACAUUACAGUCAUACUUAUCCAAUACGGACUAAUCUCGUUCAAACAGGAAUAUUAUUUGGACUCGGUGAUAUCACCGCCCAAACUAUUGUUGAAAAACGUAAACCAAAUGAAAUUGAUUUGUUACGUACCCUACGUUAUGCAUCUAUUGGGUGUGCGGUGGGACCAUCGCUGAGUAUUUGGUAUAAAACAUUGGAUAGAUUCGGCACCCAAACCACCGUGCCAAUAAUUGCCAAAAAAAUAUUAGUCGACCAGUUAGUCGCCUCGCCUAUUGUCAAUGGAUCCGUGAUGAUUAUGAGUAGAGUAUUUAGCGGGGACGAAUGGCCUCAAAUACAAACAAAAUUAGAAGACAACUAUGUAACAGUGAUACUCAAUAGUUAUAUGCUUUGGCCAGCUGUGCAAACGUUAAAUUUUUCACUCGUACCUCAACAAUAUCGAGUUUUAACAGUACAAAUUAUAUCUUUAGCCUGGAAUACAUAUCUGUCGUUCAUGAGCGUUGGCGGUGGAUCGAGUCAGCCAAAGCAGCAGAACAUUAUUUAAAUUAACAUUCCGAAAUAAUACAUAUUUGUUAUAAUUUAUCUUUCAUAGUUUAAAACAAAAAAUUAUUAAAUUUUUAAGUUGAUGUUUAUCAUAGCAAUUUAGCGUUUAAUGGAAUAAGGGUUUUUUAAUUUUAGUUAUAUGAACGAAACUUAUAAUAGAGUAAUCUUUUUAAUAGUAUUACGUCACUUGAUUAUUACUGUCAAUUCCUACAUUAAAAUAUCUU
Messenger RNA from Adelges cooleyi (spruce gall adelgid), 1168 nucleotides. RefSeq names its product protein Mpv17-like. The record is from RefSeq and is a predicted model, not a curated record. The coding region runs from base 382 to 945 and encodes 187 amino acids. NCBI's taxonomy places the organism in Eukaryota, Metazoa, Arthropoda, Insecta, Hemiptera, Adelgidae. Gene Ontology annotation, cellular component: cytoplasm; membrane. The transcript has 3 exons.